Mesorhabditis belari is the source of this 1890-nucleotide messenger RNA. The record is from the annotation of a GenBank genome assembly. Lineage: Eukaryota; Metazoa; Nematoda; Chromadorea; Rhabditida; Rhabditidae.
AUGAGGCCAAGUUGGAUUGGCUUGUUACUAAUACAAAUUCUUGUAUUUGGAUCUUUUGCUGAAGACAAUGAGGGUGUUGAAAAGGGUACCGAUGAGGAAAAGGAAGCCUUUGUUCCAGCAACAUUCAUAACACCAUCACUAUCGAUUAAGCCAUAUUUCUUCGACUAUUUCCCGACAAGUGAAAAGAUUGGUGAUCGAUGGAUUGCGAGUAAAGCGAAGAAAGACGAAGCCGAUGCAGAAAUCAGCAAAUACGAUGGACAAUGGGUGAUCGGUGCGCCAAGCGAUGUCUCAAUUCAAGACGAUCACGGUCUCAUCGUUAUCAAUAAAGCUCGUCAUCAUGCUAUUGCCGCAAAAUUAGAUAAAGCAUUCGAAUUUGUUGAAGAUGGAAAGCCGCUUGUUUUACAAUACGAGGCUCAGUUUGAGGAAGGUCAAGAAUGUGGUGGUGGAUAUUUGAAAUUGCUUAGUCAAGGCUCUGAAAAGAGCUUGGAAAACUUUCAGGACAAAACUCCAUACACAAUCAUGUUUGGUCCAGACAAAUGUGGCCCCAGCGGCAAAGUGCAUCUCAUUUUCAAGUACACCAACCCGAAAAAUGGAUCUGUUGAUGAAUAUCAUGCUAAACAGCCGGACAAUAUUGGAACAUCGUAUUGGGAUGAUCACAAGACACACCUCUACACGCUGGUUGUGAAAUCGUCUGGCGAUUAUGAAGUGAAAGUCGAUGAACGAUCGCUUUUCUAUGGGAAUUUGUUGAAGAACGUGAAUCCAUCGCUUACUCCACCAGAAAUCAUCGCUGAUCCCGAAGAUAAGAAGCCAGAAGAUUGGGAUGAUCGAGCAGAGAUCGAUGAUGAAACAGCUGUAAAGCCAGAGGAUUGGGACGAAAGUCAACCAAAGGAAGUCCUCAAUGAAGCUGCUACAAAACCCAGUGAUUGGCUUGAAGAUGAGAAUGAAUUGAUUCCGGAUCCAGAAGCUGCACGGCCAUCAGAUUGGGAUGAUGAUAUGGAUGGUGAAUGGGAGCCACCAAUGAUCAACAACCCGGCUUGUGUUGGAAAAAGUGGUUGUGGGGAAUGGAAACGACCAUCUAUUCCAAAUCCUUUAUACAAAGGUAAAUGGAGGCGUCCUAAAGUCGCAAACCUUGCUUUCAAAGGAGUUUGGACUGCCCAGGAAAUUCCGAAUCCUCACCACUUUUUGCCGACACCUUUUGGUGGAUUAGCUCCCAUCUCUGCAAUUGGAAUCGAGUUAUGGACAAUGAGCGAAAGAAUUAUUUUUGACAACAUUCUUGUGACUGACAGCGAAGAAUUGGCGGCUGAAGUUGCUGCACAAACAUACGCCAUUCGAAAGCAAGAAGCUGAGAGAUACGCUAGAAGCAAAGGUGAUGGAGGAGGCUUCUGGUAUUCUUUGUCUUCAACAUUUAACGAGCGCCCAUGGCUAUUCCUUGUCUUGGCUCUUUGUGUCAUUCUCCCAGGCAUUGGAAUUGCAAUGUGCUGCUUUGGACGAAAAUCUUCAGCUCCGGUCACUUCAGCUGAUGCCCUUAGAAAGAAAACCGAUGCGCUGGUUCCAGAUGAUGAUGAGAACUUAGCAAAGACACAAAAAGGGAACAAGGAUGGACCGAUUGAGGAAGAAAUCGAAGAUGAAGAAGAUCAGGAAAAGAAUGGAUCACAUGAUCGCUCACGUACAAAUUCACAAAGUAGCAGCCAUUCGCAUGGUGUUGCGAAAACCUAUGGAGAUUUGGAGGAUUCCGGAUCUGACAUGGAAGUCGGUUAUGAAGAGGAUGAGUUGAAGCGUGAGGAAGCAGUUGAAGAAACUCCAGCUUCUUCAAACGAUUCUGAGUCGCAUAUCGCUGCUGCACAAAAGGAAAAGACCACUGCCGUCAAACGCAAGCCAAGAAAAGAUCAA